GGACGAUUGACGGACGGACUUCAAGUUGACUUCUCUUGCCAACAUCUCAAUACUCAGCUCUUUUGAUGUCGGUAUCUUUAAUCAUGUACAGCUUGAAUCCUUCUUAAAGACCUGGAGCUUUAGAUGAAUACCAUUCGAAAGUGAUCGGCUUUACAUGCUGUGAUCUAUCCCUGCAAUCGAACACCACGAACCGGCCCUUUCAUCCCUUCACGGUCGGAGCGCUAGCCACGCGCCUCCCUUCGAUUUCGCGCGACUUCCCGCGGUCUGCUCCAACUGAGUCGAAGUAACGUCGAAGUAACUCCGGAGGCCGAGAGGAUCUCCCAGCAUAGUCUUCUGCAGGUUUCAUGUUCGACUUGGGAUUACACCCUACUUCGCUGUGACCGGGACACCAUGGCUUCCAACAACCGCCACCCACCGCGCCCGAGUCUCCAGGUGUCGUACUCGCAGAGCAGCAUGGGUUCGAACAAUGGCAUGGCUUUCUCACAAUCCCACAUGGGCUCGUUCAACGCUUCCCAAUCCGUAGCGUCCACCCCCAGAGCUACUCCGCCUCCGAAAGCAUCACAACAGUCGGCCAUUUCUUAUAGCUUCACCAACAGCUUGCCCCAUGGCCCAAGGGGUAGCUUCAGCACAUUCGAAGACAUGAACGGGUAUGGCACCAUCUAUGAAGAAUUCAAGCCUCAGAUAUAUCGGGCUGUUUACUCUAAUGUAUCGGUGUACGAAAUGGAGGUCAACGGGGUCGCCGUCAUGAAACGCCGCGCGGAUUCUUGGCUGAACGCUACUCAGAUCCUCAAGGUUGCUGGUGUGGUCAAAGCGAGGCGGACGAAGACACUGGAGAAGGAAAUCGCGGCUGGAGAGCAUGAGAAAGUACAGGGUGGCUAUGGAAAAUAUCAGGGCACCUGGGUGAACUAUCAGAGAGGAGUGGAGCUUUGUCGCGAGUACCAUGUUGAGGAAUUACUGCGACCACUCCUGGAAUAUGACAUGGGACCAAAUGGAACGACGGGCAGUGCGCAGGAUUCCUUGGACACCCCGACCAAGGAACAGGCAAUGGCGGCCCAAAGAAAGCGACUCUAUAACCACAUGGACAACCGUGGCAUGUCCCAGCCUCAGCAGGGCACAUUCUUCCAGAAUAUUUCUCGCACAGCGGCUACUGCGGUCAAUGCUAUGAGCAAAGCCCGCUUCGACUCGCCGGCCGCACGUGGAGUCGACGGGAGAAAGUCCAGUGCCAUACGGAAACCUUCGCAACAGCUGAGCAGCCAGGAUACCCAGAUUCCCUUCAGCAGUCAACAGAGCAUGUACAGUGUUGCAUCCGACAGCGGUUUUGCAAACAAUGCUCAGAGGAACGGCCGAUACCAAGCCCAUGUCGGUCCCGGCUUCGAACCCGAAGAGUCGAACGAGCCUCCGCGCAAACGCAUCAGAUCUACUUCCAACCAUGCGCAAUCCUUCGGACUUCCGUACGAGCACUCGACUUUAUCAAUGAACGAGCCUACUCCGACUGAGCCGAAUGACUCUUUCUACCAGGAUAUGGAUGUCUCCAACUCCAUGGUCGAUGGCACCAAGCGCGGGUGCGAGCCCUUGCAACCUGCCACGACUCCCGAGAGAUUCCAAAAGAUGAAGCUUAUCAUGACAUUGUUCUUGGAUAAGAGAACAAAGGACUUUUCGACGCAUCCUGCUCUGAUGCAGUUAUCUGGCGAUGACCUGGAGAUUCCAUUGGAUGAAUAUCGCAAUAAUGCUCUCCAUUGGGCGGCGAUGCUUGCUCGCAUGCCCCUUGUGUAUGCGCUAGUCGAGAAAGGCGUCAACAUUUUCCGGCUGAACGGGGCAGGUGAAACUGCGUUGCAGAAAUCAGUGGGAACGAGGAACAACCUCGACUAUCGGAGCUUUCCACGCUUACUGCAGGUUCUGGCUCCAACCAUUGACAUGGUCGAUUACAGUGGGCGAACAGUGUUACAUCACAUUGCCGUGAUGGCGGCAACUGGCGGGGGCGGCCAUGUAUCCGCAAAACACUAUCUCGAAGCUCUUUUGGAAUUCAUUGUCCGCCACGGUGGUACCUCGGCGGGCCAGCCGGGGUCUACUGGCGUCAUGGACAACGGGCAAAACUUACCACAGACCGGAGAGGUCAUAACGCUUGGUCGCUUCAUAUCUGAAAUUGUCAAUCUUCGGGAUGAUCAAGGCGAUACUGCGCUAAACUUGGCGGGGCGCGCACGUUCUGUCCUUGUACCCCAGCUCCUGGAAGUCGGUGCAGAUCCUCAUAUACCGAACCAUACCGGUCUACGGCCGGCCGAUUACGGUGUAGGUGUGGAUAUGGUUGAGGGCAAUGGCCAAUCCCAACAGACUGGAAAUAGGAACGACUCUUUCAUGGACCAACUAGCAAAGACCAAGAAAGAGAUUCUAGAUUCGACAUUGGCACAGAUCACUUCAUUGGUGCACGAGACACUGGGCGGCAUUGACAGGGAGCUGGCUUCGAGCUUAACAAAGAAGCAAGAACAGUUUGACCACUGGCAUGCUAAAAUUCGUGAGUCAGCUAAGGCUCGGCAAAUCGAACAGAAACACCUGGACGACCUGAAGAGUAGAUCUUCAGAGCGCAUCGAGCUCGGCCGGCGAUGCAAGAACCUUGAGAAGUCAUCAGAGGAUCUUCUUGUAAAAUUGAAAGCGACCCAAGGAGGAUCCUUCGAUGCGUCUAAGAAGUACUUGGUUGGUGACGCCGAUAAAGAAUUUGGAUUAGACAUCGCUGCAUUCGAAGCGGUCUUUUCUGAGAACUUUGACCCAUCUUCUGGGUUCUCCGAGCAGCAAGCUGCUUUUCUUCGUUCGUUUCCACCUGCAGAAAGCAUACAGCAACGAAUAGAGGGAUACCACAAGUUCAACGAUGACAUACUGGAGGAGGUGGAGCGUCUCCGAUCUAAAAAUGUGGUCCUGGGGCAAAACUACCGUCGAGUGGUCAUGGCUUGUACAGACUGGACUGCCGAACAAGUUGACGAAGCGGUCGAAGGACUCACGCAAUGCGUCAAGGACCUUAAUGACAAUCCAGUCCCCGAAGAUGAAGCUAUCGAGAUACUGAUGAAGGACCGAGGGCAAGACUGGUGAUGGUCUUGCGUCGGACGAUCUUGACGAGCUUCCAUGGUACAUAUAUCACGCUUUGUUUCUGAACAUUGGCACUAGCGAUUGUUUACAUUUUUCUAUUCAUUCUUGUCUAUGGUUCACACCUGGUCGGAGUCGGCCAGCCACAAGGAAGCAUUGUUCAUAUGAAGGAACUACGGUGUUUGAGCAUGUUUGAUUAGAUGUUUUUAUGCAUUCAUGUCUGUACCUCCAGAUACCCUCAGGACACAUGUGCUGGAUUUAUAACGGCUAAUUUGAUUGUGGCAUCUACGAUUCUCAUGACCCUUGCAGGGUGGCUGUCCGAUCUGGUGAACUAAAUGUGCCACCA
This is a messenger RNA of Aspergillus homomorphus CBS 101889, 3418 nucleotides long. Its product is annotated as putative APSES transcription factor (MbpA). The record is from RefSeq and is a predicted model, not a curated record. The transcript is spliced from 5 exons. Bases 391 to 3078 code for a protein of 895 amino acids. Gene Ontology annotation, molecular function: DNA binding; transcription coactivator activity; protein binding. Gene Ontology annotation, cellular component: SBF transcription complex; MBF transcription complex. Lineage: Eukaryota; Fungi; Ascomycota; Eurotiomycetes; Eurotiales; Aspergillaceae.